AUGGCCGAUCAAGUUGCUAAAGAUGAAAAUUCGUUUCGCGGGGAGACGGCAGGCAUGAUAGGACAUGUCGUCAAAGAAGAACCGGUUGAAAACGCAGGAGUCGAUGCCGGUGCCUCGACUUCUCAACUUGUACCUGCUGCCGAUGGAGUAGGUGGCUACGAAGAAGAUCCUCCAGAAAUGAUAGAACCAUCAAACGAGGUAUUCAGUGCAGUUGCUGAGAUCGCAAGCAAUGUACGCGCUGGUCAAGCAGCUCGUGAAAUCUUUGAAUUAAGCCCACUUGAGAGGAGGAUCCGUGAGAACCGUAGUUUUAAUGAGGGCGAUUGGACGAGUGAAGAGCUCAAAGCACUUUAUGACGGAAUAACCAUGUAUGGUACCACAGAUGAAGCACUGGAAGUGAUUCAAAAGAAUUACUGCAUAACACGUUCCUUCGAGCAAGUUCUUGAGAAGGUGAACGAGAUACGAACUAUCAAUAUUGAACAUAGAGAAGAUCGUAUGAGAGCUGAAGGUGAUCACUGGCUAGAAAUAGGAUAUCGAGAUGUUCGAUGUGCUCCUAAAUAUGUCGUGAAACCGGUGAGUGGACUGGCUCUGAACGUUCGUGAAUAA
Molecule: messenger RNA, 603 nt
Organism: Cooperia oncophora
Lineage: Eukaryota; Metazoa; Nematoda; Chromadorea; Rhabditida; Trichostrongylidae
Source: the annotation of a GenBank genome assembly